Molecule: messenger RNA, 2251 nt
Organism: Arachis ipaensis
Lineage: Eukaryota; Viridiplantae; Streptophyta; Magnoliopsida; Fabales; Fabaceae
Product: ubiquitin domain-containing protein DSK2b
Biological process (GO): ubiquitin-dependent protein catabolic process
Cellular component (GO): cytosol
Molecular function (GO): polyubiquitin modification-dependent protein binding
Source: RefSeq, a predicted model, not a curated record
UCCCUCUUGUUGUUCCUACUCUCCCUACCCAAGUUUGCAGCUCAUUCUCUCUCUUCUCUUUUCCCAUCUUCUAUUCCUCUUGGAUUGUGCUAGGGUUAGUGUUUUCUUCAUCCCCAAUUUUCAUUCCCAACCUUUGAUUCGAUCCGGUUCACAGCGCGUGAAGCCCUACGCGCCUCCAUUCUUCAUUGGGGGACAUGGGAGGUGACAGUGCCGCAGAAAGGUCUACGGAUUCAAAGGUCUCUGAACCCGUCAGCAUCAACAUUCGGUGUUCCAAUGGUUCCAAGUUCUCGGUUCAGAUUUGCCUCGAUUCCACCGUCGGAUCCUUCAAGGAAGUCAUUGCUGGCAGUUGCGAUAUCCCAGCUGGUCAGCAGCGCCUGAUUUACAAGGGUCGGAUCCUGAAGGAUGAUCAGACCCUACGAAGCUAUGGCUUGGAGGCAGAUCACACCAUCCAUUUGGUUCGUGGCUUCACACCUUCCAAUACAGGUGGGGGCACAAAUACCAGUGGCACCAAUACCGCCACAACUAAUGCCAGAAGUACUGGUGCUGCUGAGGGUGGGGGCUUAGGAGGCCUUGGUCUUGGAGCUUCAUUGUUCCCUGGAUUAGGUUUGAAUGGGAUGGGUGGCAAUAACCUAUUUGGAGAGGGAUUUCCGGAUCUUGAGCAGAUGCAGCAACCAUUUAUUUCAAAUCCCAAUUUAAUGAGAGAAAUUAUGAACACACCUGCUAUGCAGAACCUAAUAAAUAAUCCUGAGAUUGUGCGGAAUCUUAUAAUGAGCAACCCGCAGAUGCAGGAGCUCAUGGAUCGGAAUCCCGAGUUAGCUCACAUACUUAAUGAUCCAAGCACCCUCCGCCAGACACUUGAAGCUACAAGGAACCCUGAGAUCAUGCGUGAAAUGAUGAGAAAUACCGACAGAGCAAUGAGCAACAUUGAAGCAUCUCCUGAGGGAUUUAACAUGUUGAGGCGCAUGUAUGAAAAUGUUCAAGAACCAUUUUUAAAUGCUACUACGAUGGCUGGAAACACAGGAGGCAACAAUACACCACUUUCUGGGACUCAAGCCAGGGACCAAUCAACAAAUCCCUCAACUACUAGCUCCGAAGCAACUGCUGGUUCUCCAUUACCCAAUACUAACCCACUCCCCAAUCCUUGGUCCUCAACGGGAACUGGUGGUGCCCAAAAUAACAAUAGAAGGUCAACCCCUGCUGGUGGGGAUGCUAGGCCGCAGGCACCUACUGGCUUAGGAGGGCUUGGACUGCCGGAUCUUCAAGGCAUGCUGGGCGGCAAUGCUAUGCCAGAUCCUGCUUUAAUGGCCCAGUUAAUGCAAAAUCCAGCUAUCUCAAAUAUGAUGCAAAGUAUGCUUUCCAACCCACAAACUUUGAAUCAGAUGCUUGGAGCUAAUGCUGAUCAGCGUGGCAUGCCUGAUUUGAAUUCUCUUAGAGAAGUGAUGCAAAAUCCAGAGUUCCUUCGCUUAUUUUCUUCACCUGAGACACUGCAGCAACUCAUGUCUUUUCAGCAAGCUCUUCUGUCUCAGCUUGGUCAACAACAGCCACGGGAAUCAGGUCAAACUGGCGGAGGCACUGGUCCUUUGAACAACUUGGCAGGUUUGGAGUUGUUAUCAAGCAUGUUCGGUGGACUUGGAACUGGUAGCCUAGCUGUUCCAAAUAGAUCAAAUGAGCCGCCCGAGCAGUUGUAUGCAACCCAGCUUUCUCAGCUUCAAGAAAUGGGAUUCUUCGACACGCAAGAGAACAUAAGGGCCCUUAUUGCCACAUCCGGUAAUGUUCAUGCAGCAGUUGAACGACUUCUAGGAAACCCUGGUCAGUAGCAGGCAAUGUCAACGAAGUCUAAUUCCAAAGGUCGGUCUCUUCUAUAGAUUUCUGAGGUUGGUCGCUUCGACAAUCGGUUGUGUUCAGGUGCCUUGUUGGGUGUUUAAAUAAAAUCAGAAAUCUAUCCCAAUUUCGCAGUCAGAGCUGAAAUGGUGUAGGAUACAUACAUUGGAUUGUAAUUUCUACUCUCAAUCCCCCUUUCGAGUUCUGAUGAUGAUGGUCCUCUUUUCUUGGUGUACAUACUUAAAAUUAAACUCUAGAUUUUAGACUCAGCAACAAGACCUCAAAAAGUGUUUUCAACUGAAUCGAUUUUUAUACUAUUCAUUUGUAUUAUUAAUACUUUAAUAACUCUCUAAAUUACAUGCUUUGGCAGGUGGAAUGGUAUUGUGAUGAGACUGGCAGUUAAAUCCCAACUGCUAGAAUGUCAUGUGAA